Daphnia pulicaria is the source of this 1384-nucleotide messenger RNA. RefSeq names its product neuropeptide CCHamide-1 receptor-like. The coding region runs from base 138 to 1334 and encodes 398 amino acids. The record is from RefSeq and is a predicted model, not a curated record. Gene Ontology annotation, molecular function: neuropeptide Y receptor activity. Gene Ontology annotation, cellular component: membrane. The transcript is spliced from 6 exons. NCBI's taxonomy places the organism in Eukaryota, Metazoa, Arthropoda, Branchiopoda, Diplostraca, Daphniidae. Gene Ontology annotation, biological process: G protein-coupled receptor signaling pathway.
CUUGACUAUCAGUUGAAUCGACGACGCAGCAAUUUAAUUAGUCGUCGGCCCAAAGGCGAUUCCUUCGAAUUCUAAUUAAAACAAGAUUUGAAAUUAACAGACUUGAUGCAAAAGUGGUAGUUGAAUUAACUCUCACGAUGUUACCGGAUGACGUCACCAUAGAAAUCGAUCCAAUCGAAGGAGCGACCGUUCAAGAGAGGAGCGGCUACAUCGCUUACAAUGAACGAUUGGAGACAUAUAUUGUACCGGUUGUGUUUGGCAUCAUCUUCUUGGUGGGCGUCGUUGGCAACGGUUCCCUCAUGUUCAUCUUGUGCCGUCACAAAUCCAUGCGCAGCGCUCCCAACACGCUGAUUUUCAAUCUGGCACUGGGUGACAUCCUCGUCCUUGUCUGCUCCGUCCCGUUCACCUCCACGAUUUACACGUUCGAAUCGUGGCCUUAUGGCGAAUUCGUUUGUAAGGCCUCUGAAUUUGCCAAGGAUACAUCGGUGGGAGUAUCCGUUUUCACGCUCACGGUCCUCAGCUUUGAUAGAUACACGGCCAUCGAGCGACGGGUCCCAUUUCUUCGAGGUCCUAAACCGAAAUUGGUCAUCGCCGUUUGCGUUUCUGUCAUCUGGGUGACCUCAAUAGGACUGGCCUUGCCGGCCGCCCUAUUUUCACACUUGCUGAAGAUUCCGCUCGGAAAUGUGACGGAAGAGUCCGUCGAACAAACCAACGGGACGGCCAUCGUCGAUCACGGAGGAGAAAUUGUUGUUUGUUAUCCGUUUCCACAAGAAUUCGGACCCGUUUAUGCCAAGACGGUGGUCCUCGUUCGUUUUAUCGUUCACUACUUCCAACCACUUCUCAUCAUUAGCACCUUUUAUGCCAUUAUGACGCAUAAUUUACUCCGCAGCGUCCGCACCAUUCCGGGCCAGGCAGUUUUGUCGACUGUUAACCAUCACCGGCACCCUCCUUCCAAUUCUUUAUCCAACAACAAUCAAAAUCAAUCCCGCCGAAAAGUGGCCAAAAUGGUGCAGUGUUUGGUGGUUCUGUUUGCCGUCUGUUUUCUGCCGAUGCACAUCUUCUUCCUGUGGUUCCACUUCGACUCCAACUCGCAUGAAAACUACAACGAUUUCUGGAACGGUUUCAGGAUUUUCGGCUUCGUUUUGGCUUACAUCAAUUCGUGCAUCAAUCCCAUCGCUCUCUACUGCGUCAGCACCAAAUUCCGCAAGCAUUUCAAUCGAUUGCUUCCCUGUCGUUGUAACGGCGGCGACAGCAGACGCGUUGAUUCCCGAAGAAGGAUCCAUGGCAACGAAGGCUACCCCCUUCACGAAUUCCACGCGAUUCCGUUCCUGUGAAUCAUUCAAACAAAUUAUUGAAUGUUCCAAUGAAGCGUGUCUGCCCGCCC